Podarcis lilfordi (Lilford's wall lizard) is the source of this 22791-nucleotide messenger RNA. The record is from the annotation of a GenBank genome assembly. NCBI's taxonomy places the organism in Eukaryota, Metazoa, Chordata, Lepidosauria, Squamata, Lacertidae.
GGGGGCAGGCUUUUGCUGGGGAGGGGCAGAACCUCAGUUAAUUUAGUACUGUACUUUCAGUGCUUUUCAAUAAUUUUUGUGGAUGGGAGGUGGGGCAGCUACGCCCUAUGUAUGUUUAUCAGGGAGUAAGAGCCCGUUGGGUUCAAGGGGCUCUUACUCCCAAGAUACUCCCUUGCAUCUGACAGCGGCCUUAACGAGGUAAGAAAUACAUGCAGGCAGUGAGGUGUCAGGAGUUUUGCGUGUUACUUUUUACGCGCUGCUUUGGACGAAGAAUAAUGAAUAAUGGCAAAAGCAACGAUACUAUUCUGGCGGCCCCGUUGCUGCUGGUGCAGCUGAGAAGCGACUACCGGCUCCCGACCACCCGCCGCCUCGCACCGACCAAUUUCCCCAAGGGUUGCAAGCCGAGCCCCACCCGCCUCCGUCCACCUCCCCAACAAAGUUAAAUCCGAGCUCCCCCACAUUAUGGUCGUGGGGAGCAAAAGCACUAAUUGCUCGCGGCCCCUUUAAGGCAGGAGGCAGCCGGAAGUGCUGGCGGCCGAGUCGUGGAGACUCCUGCGCAUGCUCGCUCCUUCCUUCUACUCACCCUCCCCCCCCCCACUGCUUAACAGCCCCGGACUCGGCCGCUCGGAGACGGUAAGGGGGGGAGGGAGCAGAGGGCGACGUUGCUGCCGCCACCGCCGCGCUACGGGAGCCGGGAGGGACCAGGACGGGACGCAGAGUGCGUAGGGACGAGGGAGGGGGGCUGCGCCUAGAGUUGCGCACGGCCACCGCCGCCGUACGUGCCGCCGCCGGGAGAGCGGACGUCGCCGCGCCACUGCGGGAGGAGGGGAGGGGGGAAGGAGGGAGAGAGGGAGGGAGGGGGAAGGAGGAGGAGGCUGCUGGCGCGUCGUCCGCUGGCCUGGAGCGAGAGGGAGGUGGUGGUAGUGGGCGUGGCCGCGGAGAGGCCACACCUCUCCUCCGGGGAUCCCCGCCCACUUUCUUUCCCCAUCUUGAGGGCCUGUGAGGGGGCUUCGAGGGCAGGGAAAAUGGGCGCGGAGCGGAAGCCGCGCUCUAGGGUUUCCCUCAGGCACUUUUGGGGCAGGGGUUUUUAAAAUAGUAGUAAUAAUAAUGACGACGACGACGAUAAUACUGAGCUGAGAUGCUCUGGUCAGAGGCGAAGUGACCAAUGGUGGGAAAAGGAUUACUUCAGCUGCUGAAAUUGCCACCUUUUUCUUAAAAAAAUAAAAUUUAAAAAAUUGCUUUCCUGAACUGGACAGCAGUGCCUUUUAGCAGAAUCAAGAUAUUAUUGAUAUAGCUGCACGUUUGUUUGUUUGUUUAUUUAUUUUGAGGGAGAAGCUUCAUGUCCUGAGGCUCUUAAUAAAGAACUAAUGUGUCCCUCAAGAAACUGAAACCCCCUAAAAAGGUGAGGAACGCCAGACAUGGAUAGAAUUACGUGUUUAAGUAAAAACAUUAUAAAGCCCCUCAAAGUUAAUAGAAUAAAGUUCUGGGAAAGCCUUCUAGCGCUGGGUUUAUUAUUGAUUGAUUUAUUUCAGUUAUAGCAAGGAGCAGCAUAAAACAACUGUCCUUCCAAGUACAUAAUGGAAAUACCUCUGCAAAUGCAUAAAACAGUACAGUGGUACCUCGGGUUACAUACGCUUCAGGUUGCAUACGCUUCAGGUUACAGACUCCGCGAACCCAGAAAUAGUGCUUCAGGUUAAGAACUUUGCUUCAGGAUGAGAACAGAAAUCGUGCUCCGGUGGCGCAGCGGCAGCAGGAGGCCCCGUUAGCUAAAGUGGUGCUUCAGGUUAAGAACAGUUUCAGGUUAAGAACAGAACUCCGUAACGAAUUAAGUACUUAACCCAAGGUACAGUGGUGCCCCGCAAGACGAAUGCCUCGCAAGACGGAAAAACCGCUAGACGAAAGGGUUUUCCGUUUUGAAGUUGCUUCGCAGGACGAAUUCCCCUAUGGGCUUGCUUCGCAAGACGAAAAUACCUUGCGAGUCUUGAGGUUUUUUUCGCUUCCCCCUUUAUCUAAUCUGCUAAGCCUUUAAUAGCCUUUAAUAGCCUUUUAGCAGCUAAUCCCCUAAGCCUUUAAGCCUUUAAUAGCCGCUAAACCGCUAAUAGCGCUAAUAGCGCUAAUCCGUCAAUGGGCUUGCUCGCAAGACGAAAAAACCGCUAGACGAAGACUCUCGCGGAACGGAUUAAUUUCGUCUUGCGAGGCACCACUGUACCACUGUAUAUGAAACAAUCCCACAGAAUGUUGUGGCGGCCCCUAACUUAACUUCAAAACAUGGGGCUUGGGUAGUUUGUGUUCAAGAGGAAAUCUAUGAGUUCAAACGGCAUCCUUGGACGAGUCUCCCCUUGCUUUAGGUCCUAUUCCUUAAAUAGUUCUGAUGUAAUAAGAUCUGCAGGGUGGGUGUGUAGGCAAGAAAUGGCUUUCAUUUGUAAAAGAUAAAUAAUGAUUAAAGGGUAGCUGUGAUUCCUGGAUUAGAUAUCAAUAAAAACCAUAAAAUGCUCAGUUUUAUUUUUUUUAAUGCCAAUGACGUAGCGAUGCCAAUGGGUGCGAAAUUAUGCCUCUGAUGACCCCAGUGUAGACUGCAGUUCUGGUGAAUGUGCAAUUUAUCUUGAAGAUAUAUGCCAGCUGGAAUCCCAAUACUUUAAAAGCCUGUUUCCUGGUACCCAGAGUGUUUGUCUCAUCAUUUCAUUAUGGCUUCAAUUUAUGGGCUAUAUGAUUAUGGAAAAUUGGUGGUGGAAGAAAGCAGGGUUUUUUUCACCUGAAGAAGAGAGGAUUGUGAAAGAGCAAACAUUAACUGUUAACUGCUUGAAGGAGAUGGGAAGGAUAAAGGCAGAAAUAUGAUUUCAUGGACUAUCUCAACAGUGAAAGCACACCCUUUACCCAUAAUAAUAAGCAGCUAGGCAUUCUGAAUUGUCAAACAUAGUCAGUGCCUAUGAGACUACUUAUCAUUAUUAAUUCGAAUCAACCUGAAACUGAAGCUGUGGUCUGCUGUAUAAUUACCUGGAUGUAAACACUAUUCAGUAGGACUUCUGAGUCUAGGAAGGCUGCAAGUAUUGUGAUCACUUCAAAUCAGUGAACUUUUCUUUUCAGUAAAUAUGCAUAGUACCUUUAAUAAUUUGUUUACUGAACUUGGUUGUCAACAAUUAACUUCCAGAUCUACUCCUUCAUCCCUGUAUCUUAACAGACAAAAGUGCCUAAUCUGUGGACUUCAUUUCUACAAGAUGGGGUGACCACCACUAGCUCAGAUCAUUUUAAAAUUCAUUGAGGAUGGGUUUAUCAACAGCUAUGAGGCAUGAUGGCUAUCUGCAACUUUCGGCUCAAUGGUAGUAUGUCUCCAAGUUAAAAAGUAUGUUGAUAGGGAAGCCCAACAGUAGAUGCCUGCUGGCUCAUAUCCCGUUUGUGGACUUUCCAGAGGUAUCUGACGUGGAAAUAAGAUAACUGACCAAAUGGACAGUUUGGCAGACCCCUGAGGGCUAUUCCUAUGAUCAUAACGCCAAAAAAACAAAAAGAAAGAAAAAGCUUUGAUUUCUGUGUCUUACCAAGCCAAAUGAAUAAUGGAACAGAUACUCUUCUAUCAAUAAGAGCCACAUACUACAAAAAUGUAAUAGGGAGGAACCAUAGCUCAGUGUUAGAACUUUGAAAGUAGAAGGUUCCAGGUUUGGGGCCCUGUCACUCCGUUGAAAAUAGCUGGUAGCUGGUGAGGUGGGAUGGGGAAGGACCCUCUAGCUGGGACCCUGAAUAACCACUGCCAGUCAGAGCAAACACUGUUGAGUUAGAUGGACAGCUUUUUAAGAAUAUAUAUACACUGUACUUUUAAAGCACAUUCAAAACCCAUUUUCUGCCUCAAAGAAUUUUGGGCACUGUAGUUUGUUAAUGGUUGCAGGGAAUUUGUUCCUUUGAGGAUUAAACUACAGUGGCCAUAAUUAUUUUAUGGGGGAAAUGUGCUUUGAAUGUGCUGUCAGUGUAUAUGGUAUGUACUCUGCCUGUGAUAAUAAACCAAGCUACACAACUCUUUAUAGUUAUCAGGGACAGUCCCUAUUUUUUGUUACCGGUCUCUGUAAAAAAUACUGUGUUUGUGUUUUGUAGAUGCCUUCUUCAACACUAUGCUCAUAGUGUUGUCUUCUUCAGGGUCUUUAGAACUGUGUGGGGCAAUCCUAUAAGUGUCCACUCAGAAAUAAGUCCCACUGAUUUCUGUGAAACUUCCUCUAAAGUGCAUGAAAACUAAGGCAACAUGUUGAACAAAGCCUGCCAUUUUACACAAGAUAGGCGCUGAAGUACAUUUUGCAUUGCAAUGUUAAUAUUGUCAGACAACUGCAUUUUGUAAUAUGAACCAUUUGCGGGGGGGAGCCAUGUUGGCUUUUAAAUGGAUGGAGGGUAUGCUAUUUAUUGAAAAUGAAGUUAACGGAGCAUAGUUUUUAGCAACAUGGAAUGGCGGUGGUGGGCUUCUGCCCAGACAGCCUGCAUCUCCUGUCUUCCCUAGCCUGACUCAUGAUCACUAUAGCAGUAGCCUUUUAACAUUUCAAACCUGGUACCUACCUACCUUUCAGCCAAACAUGCAUUUUAGGGAGCAAGCAUUUCUUUAUUUUGACUAUUUAGCUGUACCAUAGCAGAGUUGCUAUGCAGCCUGUGACCUGGUAGUGGUCCUGACCCACUAGCUGAAGACCAAUGCAGCAGUAUUAUUAACAUUAUUAUUUUAAUAUUUAAUGCUCAUUUUUCAGUUUAAGGUUCCAGGGCAGGUUAAGCACAACACAAGUAAUGCAACUUAAAACCAAAUAAAAAUCACAGAUGUACACAAAAAUCAAACAUUUUGGGGCUUCAAUUUUGGACACUGAUGUUCGCUUCGGCUGAACCCUUUCAGGUGAUUCAGAGAGGGGACAGAGAGAAAGCACAGGCAUAUAUAAUCUCUUGAAUCUUGAACCGCUCAAUGGAGUGUCUGUGUUCCCUAUGCUCUCAUUGCCCCAUAAUAUAAUUUUGAAGACCUCUGUGGGAGGAAUCGUAGGAGUGUUACUUUCUGUCUUUACUCUAUGGCACGUGGUAUGGCUCACAGCUUGCUCGGACUGUUGCUUAAUUAAAUAAAUCUGAUAGAGAAAUCCUAUGCAUGUGUACUCAGAAGUGAUUCAUGUUGAGUUUAAAGGACUUUACUCCAAAAAAAUUGUAUGUAGGAUUGCAGCCCUUAAUCAAUGAACUGGUUGAAUAAAUUUGCUAGUUCUGCAGCAAGAUAAAAAUUUGGUCCUUCCAGAAGAGGAUAGGACUCCUGCAUCUUUUAUAGCUGUCUUGCAAGCUACACCAGCUGAAAUUCAUUCUACACAGCUGGCAAAAGUGCAGGCGCCCUGUCUUCUUUUGCAUCUGACCAUAUUCACCAGUUUGAGAGAAAGGGGCAUGUCUCUGAAUAAGGUGAUGAAUGCUCUCUGCAGUUUUUAGAUUUACUUGUAUUAGAAAAUAUAUAUAAAAGAAAAAGAAAAAAACUUUGGGCAAGCCAGUGCAGCCAGUAAAGCCUUGGCACUUUUCCCUUCCCAGGACUUCAGUGACCUAAAGAUUAACUGAGCAACUCAAAUUUGAUUUUUAUGAGCUGUUGCUACAAGUGGUAGUGCAUGUGGUCACUUGUGACAUGUUAUGGUUGUGCUAGAAAAAAUCUCUUUCAUUAUUUGGUCAGAGAUGAUAACUUGUUUGUCCUUGCAAAAAACAACAACAACCAAAGUCACCUUCUUAUUUCUUGCUGCAGCACACUUGUCUUCCAUUCUCUUGGACUUCAUGUGGGCAAAUGGCAAAUGCUGAAGUAAGCAUCCCUGUAGGGGACGUUGUCGUUGUGCCAACUGAAGGAAAUGAAGGGGGAAACCCAGAAGAUACCAAAACUCAGGUGAUAUUACAACUGCAGCCAGUGCCACAAGGGUAAGUUGGCAAGUCAUCAGCUAGGCGUGUUUCUGUGAUUCUGUGUAAAAUUCAGUCUUGGGUGAAGCAUUUAGAAUUGUUGGGAUGUAAGUCUACAGGGUAGACAUAAAGGAAGGCAGUUGUGUGCAAGAGAGAAUUUCAACUAAAUUUUCUAGAUCUCAUGCCUCCAAAAUAGUUCUGAAAAUGCGAGGGCAAUACCAGUAUGUUGUAAGGAUGCAAUUUUGAGCUUUCAUUUCACAGCUGGAUAGGGGACAUGUAUUUGCAGCCCCUCCCCCAGUCUAUGAUUUAGGGUCUGAGGUUGGGAAGAGGAAGUUAGUUUAUAAACUAAUUCCAUUUUACUUGACUUGCCGAGAAAGGCCUCGGGUGGUGAUCUCAGCAUUUGAGCAAGUUUUCCUUCAGAUUCUCUGGUUUCAAGCUAUGCAAAGCUCUAAAAUCAUUUCUGUGCUUUACAUAAUGCACUUACCAGUGGGUACUUUCACAGCAGGGUAUAUCAAGAGAGCUCUGAGACCAGUACGGCUGUAGUGGCCGUGGAAACGCACACCAUACACAAGCUUGAAGAAGGCAUUGGUAAGUUUCCUCUGUGGUGAUAUGAUGUAUUGACACCAUUUCAACAGAGUUGUCAUGGAGCAUAAUUUGCAGCUUUUGUGUACCAAGGUUCUCCUACUCCCAUGGUUGGGUGGAUAUGAAGGUAGGGCCCCAAGAGUAGAAUUAAGAGUGCUAUGUUGUCCAAAACCAGUUCAAGCAAGGUCUUAUACAAGGCGUGAUGGUUAAUGUAGGCAGAGACUCCAUUCAGAUAUAAUGAUAAGUCAUGGUUAUCCAUGAUCAUCCAUUACCCCUUUGCAUGUAAGGUGAGGAGGGUAGCCUUUACUUCUAGUUAGCAUCAAACCAUAGCUCGAUGUUUUCUUUGAGGGCAGCACACUCCAGUUUGUGUGACCAUAGCUUGGUGCAUUUGGUUAAGUGAGCCAAACACUUGCCUCUCCCUUUAAGGAAGGGGCUGUAGCUCAGUGGUAGGGCAUGUACUUUGUGUGCGGAAGGUCUCGGAUUCAAUCUGUACAUCUCCAGGUAAAAGGAUAUCUGGUAAGCAAGCUGGGGGAAAUGUCUGCUUGAGAUCUUGGAGUGUUGUUGCUGCUCACUGAUGAAGCAGUAGUCUGACUUGAUACAAGGCAGCAGCAUAUAUUUAUAUAAAUGGCAUGUGCUUUCCAGAAGAAUGGUCUCUUAUUUUCCCCUGCUUCUACCAACAGACCCCAGCACCAUCGAAACAAAUGAAGAAAUUGAGAUUGCCUACCCCAUCACCUGUGGAGAGAGCAAAGCCAUUCUGCUGUGGAAGAAAUUUGUUUGCCCAGGAAUCAAUGUCAAAUGUGUCAAGGUAACAGCACAGUAAAGCUGUCCUUGCCAGCUCCCCACCCCGUUUCUGUUGCUUGUUUUUUGACAUAACUGUUCUCAUUUAUUUAUUAUUUUCUAGUUUCACUGGAAUUUCCAUAGGAGUAUUAUUUCAAGUACAUGCAGGUCCCACUUUCCAAAUGCUCAUUAUACAGAAUUAUCUGAAUAUCAGGAAUUAGUAUCCAAACCGCACUAUACACACUGCAGAUUCAGAUAUCCAAAUAGCUGGACCUAUGUGUAGUACUGUAAGCAAAUAAGCAGCCUUAAGCAAGCUUUAUUUUUGUGUGUGUUUUGCUGGUGUGUGACAGCUGUUUCAACAGAAACCAUGAGGGAGGGGAGGGGGAGAGAUUGGAUAAAUAAGAAAGCAUUUUGUUUCCUUCCUUGUUUGCCUUUUGUAAUGUUUUGGCGGGUUUUUACAGUUUUCUCCCCAUAGAUUAGGGUCAAAAUUCUGUGGUCGGGAACACAUUAGAAAUUUCCCCAUUGGAAUAAAUGAAAAUCGCCAACUCGUUAUGUGGACAUCCACCUAACAUACUGUGUUUGGAUAGUGGGACCUGUGUGUGUGCACAUUUCCUAGUGUUAGCUCUAUCAGUUCAGGAGGCAGAAUCUUGCUUGUAGGCUUUCUGGAGGCCACUAUAGAAAAAGGAUGCUGGACUAGGUGGAUUUCUAAUCUGACUCAGCAGGAUUCUUCUUAUGGAACUCCCACUUGGGGCACAUGUAAGGGGGUUUGGGAGGUUUGAACCAUCUUAUUCAUUAGCCUCUCUUUUGCCUCCAACCUGUUUACACUGGGCAGUUGGCUUCAGCCAGUAAUUGUAUGCCCCAGCUUAUAGGGAACUGGCAGGGGCCAUCUUGCAGCAGUGUUGGGAAAAGAGAAUAUGGAAUCCUGAAGGUGCUGCAUUGGUCACCACUAUCCAUACAUUUUGUGAUAAAGCCUUGAAAGACAAAUGUGAAAAGUCUGGCAUGUAAGUCUCGAUGGAGGUAAUGGUAAAAGGGGCCCAGUUUCUAACCCAACAUUAGAGAAAGCACAUCACACCAACUAGUCAAUGGUGGGAAGUAGAUUAAGGUGUGUGAAUAGCUGAGCUGACCCACUUAGCAUGCCUGCCACAUCUGCUGAUUCUAUGGUACGCCACAGGGCUGACCAGUGGGAACCAGAACACUCAGUCCAAUUAAUCCAGCGAUGGACCCAGUUGCGAUUCCAGUGAGACUUGAGAUUGCUUCAGUUUGCUGAUUCUUCUUUUCCGUUUCCUGUAAGCCAGCCCUGCAGCUUAUCAGGGCAGUGGCAUAAUUGGAUCCUGAAGCAAGAUUGGAUCCUGAAGCAAUGGCAGGAGGUGCAUAUGGAAAUGACUUGGCAGGGGAGGCCUCACAACUUCUCUAUAACCACACACUUGAGGCAGAAUAGGAAUGCAGGGUAUCUUGACCUCAGUCUUGAAGUAGGAGAUGCCGUAUUUUGACUCGAGUGUUGGGGCUCACAAGUGAGUUGUGCCCUGGCCUAAGGCAAUUCAUAGUAGUGUCAUUGCCACUGUAUUCGUUUCUUGUUGCCUGGCAUGUUUUGCUUUGUUUCUGAAGGCAAAUAAAAACAGAGAUGAUCAGGUGGAAAGAAUGACAGAGCACAAGAGCCCCGCGGGACCAGACCUAAGCCCUGUCUAGCUCAGCAUCCUGUUUUCUGCAAUGGGCAGCCAGAUGCUUCUGGGAAGGCCACAAGUGAAAUGCGAGGGCAUGAUCCCAUCCCACUCUCCUACUCUUGUUUCCCAGCAAUUGGCAUUCAAAGCAUUUUCCUCUGAUCCUAUUAAGCCUGGUGAACCUGGGGAUGAAAUUUUUGCAGAUGCUGUUUGUCAUAUAGGAUGAAGAAAGCGGUAUUAAAGAUACAGUAUCCCGCCCGUUCUCCCUUGUAUCUGAUCAUUGCAGAGAGAAGAGCAGAAAGAUGGCCUUGCAUCAUUUAAUAUAUUAGUGUAAGAGAGGGUACCAAGAGAGAAUAUAGUGCUUUUUUCAUGCAGUGCAAGUUAAACUGUGGAACUCGCAGGAGGCAGUGAUGGCCACCAGCUUGGAUGGCUUUGAAAGAUGAUUGUACAAAUUCAUGGAGGACCAGGCUAUGAAUGGCUACUCGCCAUGAUGGCUAUGCUCUGCCUCCACAAUCAGAGGCAGUAUGCUUCCGAAUACCAGUUGUUGGGGAGGGUGUGCUCAGAUCCUGCUUGUGGGUUUCCCACAGGCAUCAGGUUGGCCACCGUGAGAGUAGGAUGCUGGACUAGAUGGGCCACUGGCCUGAGAUAGGAUACUGGGAUAAAGGAAGCCCUGUUGGCCCUUUCUUUCUCUAGAUACGAAAACUAAGUUCACUAGUUCCUGGUGUGAUUUGAUAAAUGUCCACCUGUGAUUGAUGGCGGCUGAUGUGCUGACUUGGAGAUGGCGUAUGAGACAGAGUGUCUCCCAUUUACCCUCUUCUUUCUCUUUGUUAGUUCAAUGAUCAACUUAUCAGCCCAAAGCAUUUUGUUCAUCUGGCUGGCAAAUCUACGCUGAAGGACUGGAAGAGAGCCAUUCGCCUGGGAGGAAUCAUGCUGAGGUAAUGGCCUUCUGCCACUGUAGCAGCCUUCCACCAAAAGCAUAAUUUUCUGUGCAGUAUUCCUCCCGCCCCCAUUUAAGUUCCCAUCUUUCAUUUGUUGGUUAAAAGUGGUGCUGUGGGUUUGCAUGGUGCACUUUGAGAUAACGAAUGUUUAAGAUAGGAUUGAAUCCUUUUGGCAAUUCCAUGUUCCCUCAAAGUACGUCUGAAGAGUGUCCUAGGGCAGAAAUAUGAACAAUAAAAACUGAGGGAGUGGCCGAUAAUUAGCACUUAUUUUCACAGCAUGGGCUGUGUUUGGACAUGCAGUCCCUAUCAAUGUCAAAUGAACAUUUCCUCUGACCAUGAUACCCUGGACUUGAUGUCUACUGAGAUUCCAACUACCUUGGCCUCAGUAAUGAAGCAAAGAGCAAUCGCUCCAUGGCAGUUCCCACACACUAGAUUAAAUCUGGGGUUGAUAACAAUGUCUGGAUCAGGAUAUCAAGGGUACUGUUGCUGCCAAGCCCUUCCUACCAACAGCUGACUUGACGGCAGUGUCCCCUGCCACAAAAGGGGGGUGUUCAUGGAGUUGCCAUUCUUUCUCACCAAUGCCAGUGGUAAUUCUGGGUUGGCUCGCUUUGGUGAUGAGUCAGAAAGCAGCUGAGUCCCAGAAACAGUCCUUCCUGGACUAAAUGUGCGUGUGGAGCGGAUAACCAUAUAAGAGCUUUACCUUUACCUUUUUAUUAGAGCUUUUGCUAUGGGGUUGUCCCCACAAAAUCUGAAUUCUUCAACUUUUAUAAAUCACAGUUAUAUACCCUGAAAGGUGGGGUAAAUAUCUAUUUGAGAAAUAAAUACAUAAAUCUUGCAAAUUUGUGAUUUGUUUAGUCUGUUUCUUGCAGCUAUAAAAGAGGGCAAAGAGCUACGACAGCACAGAAAGGCCUGCUCAGCUUCCCAAUUGGCUUCUGAGAUUUUGCCCGAUGUUGCCCAUAAACUUUUCUAACCUUUCUUUGCUAAUUAAUUAAUUGCAUGUAUAUACCACCUUUCCUUCAAGGACUGCAAGGUACUGUACUUGCUUCUCCACCUCCUUUUAUCUGUACCACAACUACAACAACCCUGUGACAUAGGUUAAAUCGAGACAGUGACUAGCCCAGGGUCACCCAUGACAGAGUGGGGAUUUGAGCCCUGGUCUCUCAGGUCCUAUUCCGACACUCUAACCAAUACACCACAUUGGCGAAAAUUACACCGGGUAAAAUUUACAAGAAAGAAGCAUGCUGAGCAAUGAAUCCAAUACCAAGUUCUGGCAUUGUUCUGUGUGGUUGCAAAAGUGCCUCUAAAAAUGCCUCAUGCCAAAAAUGCUUCAUCUUUUUGCCUUGAGGACUUCAGGCAAGAAUCCAAACAGAAGGUUCAUUUCCCACGAUCUCUUCUUUUUUUCCAUUCUCUUUGCAGAAAGAUGAUGGAUUCUGGGCAAAUUGACUUCUACCAGCAUGACAAGGUUUGCACAAACACCUGUCGCAGCACCAAGUUUGACCUCCUGAUCAGCAGUGCCAGGGCACCGGUGCCAGGGCAGCAAAGCCUGGUACAGACUCCCACCUCCGCUGACGGUAGGGAACAGGUGAACAGGAGUAGAAUUCAUUCCUGCCAUGUGGCACUGCUGUCUACCAUUUCCCGUCAUCCUGUCUUCUCUUAAUGAGCUAACGUUAAAACAGUUUUCUUCCUAUUCCCUUUCCCCAUGAGAUUUACUUUGUCGGGAAGGGAACGCAGUAACAGAACAGUAACGUGGGAAUGGGGCAAAAGCAGUAGACCUUCUGAAUUUCUUAUCCUUGGGGAAAUCAUAAUGAUUUAUAUUUUGAGGACCUACCCCCCGCCUCCUCUACCCACUGCUGGAUCUCUCUGUUUUUAAUGAAUUCUGAACUGUUUUUCUCUUAUCUUUGAGAAACACUUGACAAAUGAAUGGGGAUUUCCAUGGUUCCAGGAAACAUUUUUUAAGUGUAUAGACAACUGGCAACCUUCUUCUCAGUGUGCUGAAUCCUCCCCCUUAAUUUUGGUUCUUAAAAAUGUGCAGAAUGGUGUAUUUUACAGCUAAUCCAUUCAGGCUUUCUUCUGGCAGAUUAAUACUCUCUGGAGCCUUACCACUGUUGAUGCUACAGGUGGCAACAAUUGUAGCUUCAAAAAGAAAGGAAGAAAAAAGGGGUUGUUGUUUUUUUAGAGUGCCACAUACAGUACAUGGCAUGAGUUCCUUUGUAAUACAGAUUCUAAGAAAGGGUUUUUUUCCAUUUAAUUUGCAUUCCUUAUUUCAUACGAACAAGAUUAUGAUAUUUCGCCAACCUUUUACUCAACUUUUAGUCAUGUUAGUGAGAGAAACUUUUCCAUUUCCUCUUUUUUCCUUUUUUUUUUUUUUGCUGCAGUUAGAAGAUUAGCUUCAAAGUCUUUAUCUGUGGGUGGAACUGAAGCUUUUAAAAAAUGCAUUAAAUCAAUCUGAUCCUGAUUCAAUCCGCAGCUGGUACAUUUUAUGCACAGUACCUGGGUUUAUUCAUUUUGCAUCAAAAAAUUUUUUUUAAAAAAUGUUUUCACCAACGUAGCCCAAAUGCUGUGCCAGUACAAGCUAAUUUUUUAAAAUAAAUCAUGCAAAUUUGCUUGUAAUUCCAUAUAUUUGCUUAAUUUACUUUGCUUCUCCUAGUUGUAAAAAGGAGCAAAUUGCCAAGCAGAGCAGUGAAGCCCUACCCCUGACCACUGGACAUCCUGUUUGGAUUACCUGCUGGCUUCUGAAAUGUCACCGAAUGUUGCCCACACACUUACAAGUGCAUCGAUAUGGACUAGAAUCUUGCAAGAAAGAAAGAAAGAAAGAUUAGAUUCUCAGCAUGCAGAACAAUUUGCCCGAUACUAAAUCAUGCCAUUCUGUUGUGCAGUUGCAAAAUGGCACAUUACUCAUGCCCCUGAGUGUAUACCAAAAAUGUGAAUUGUCUUUCACUUCCACCAAAUGUGUAAAAUAAAAUAAGAAUAAGAAUAAUCAGCUGUCCUGUGAUUACAUUUCAAAUAUUUAGCUUGUUUUGCCUAUGUGGAGUCAAAUACCUUGGUUCCUUUUGAAAUGUAUUUAUUUCAUUUUGACUUGUAGCUCAUCUCAUCUCAAAGGCUUGGGAUGGGUAAGAAACAGUAUGUUAAUCAUAAAGCCCCAAUUGCCAACCUUUAAACCAAUUGCCAAUCUCUCAAAUCCAAACAUUACCAUAAAACUGUGCGCAAGCCACUUAAUAUAAGCCUGUAGGCAUUAUACACACACACACAAAUAUUUGACUAUUUUUCUUAUCAUAAUCCUCCAUUGCUUGAUGAGCACAUAAAAGUUAUUUGUGCAUUUACUGAAUUUGUGUACCAUCCUUCAUCUGUGGACAGUUCACAACGUAAAAAUACAAGAUAAAAACAAAAUACAUAAUAAAAACAAGAACAAAACCAAAACAAACCCAUAACUUCCCACUCCAGCUGUACCUGAGAAUCUACUAUUUGUUGAAAUUCCCUCUGUUCCCAUAGAUUUACUUUUUCCUUUACACUUUUUGUUAAUUCAGUGCCUUGCUCGUUGAUGGCGGUGCAACUGAGAUCUUGGUCCUAUUGCAUUUUGGGACGUUAGAGCACAUCACGGUCCCUUUCCUCCAUGAAUGGUUGACCAUGGCCUGGGCCAAGUGAGCCUUGCCUUCUGUCAUCUUUGUCUCAUCUCAAGGCCAGAGAAAGAUGGUGCCUUCUUCCAGUUGGAAAAGGGAAACACAUGUAAAAUCACACAUGCAUAGGUCACCUCCCGGACUGUAUGUGAAAUAUUGGCUUGUUCAACUCAGGCCUGUACAUGACAGACUCUACGCAUGUAGGUCACGUGAAAAAAUUAUGCCCAUGCGUAAGAACAUCCAAAGAGCCCUCAGGCGGGGAGGUGUGCUCACUGAGCAUGGGAAUAUGAUCUGGCUUCCCUCAUUACACUGUUGCUUCUGGAUAAAUUUGUUUUCCCCCCUUAACCAGCCCAUUAUGGCUUCCACAUGGAAUCUCCCCUCCAAUUGUUUACCCAGAGUGGACAUAGUUUAAAAGACAAUUACACCCGGUCAGUAUCUGCAUGGCUGAUGCUUGGAAUAUACAACAUGGGUUUUGUGGUUUUGUCAGCUGCUGUCGUUAUUGAUCUUUAAACUGGCCCUUGGUUUUUUUACUUUGCUUAGUUCAAUCCAUGUAUUACGAAUCAGGGUGGCUGUGUGUGUGUGUGUGUGUGUGUGUGUGUGUGUGUAGGGGGAAGCUACAGUGGCAGCCUGGGCAGUGAAGCAUCUUCAAUUGUAUCCUCCCUUCUGCAGGAAGCAUCACUCAAAUUACAGUGUCUGAGGAGAGUGUGGAGGAAGGGAUUGAAUGGAACCGUGCUCUGACAGCAGCAGUCACCAUGGCAACUGAGGAGGGAAUCAAGAAGGACCCAGAGGAGAUUUCAGGUAUGUCUCUGCUGUUUGCCUGAAUGGCUUAGCAGCCCACCUACCUGGCUCCCCCUCCCCAUCUUCAGGCAGCAAAAUGCUGCAAAGAGCUAUGUUUGUAAUUUUAUUUAUUUAAAACAUAUCUCACCUUUUCUCCAGAGAAAUCAAGGUGACUAACAACAAAUUUUAUAAAACCGUAAAUUAUCAAAUUCAAAACCUCUUUUUUUACAACUGAACACUAAAACACAAAGUUGAUAUUAGUGAUUUUUUUUUUUUGCAAGGGGGGCAGGACAUUUCACCCAUGUUUUAAAAAUCGAAUUUAUGUGUAAAACUCCACACUUCACUUCAAAACCCAUGGGGCUCCCCCCCCCCAUAUUCAACAUUUGAAUUUCCAAAAUUCUGAUUUGAAUAUUGAGUUGUUAAGUGAGUUUUUCACAGGUGGGGUCUGAUGGAUAGGAUGGUGAGCUGUGUAAGAUCAUUUUAUGGUAAACAUGGAGAGGGGUUUUUUUUGGAAGGGAGGAAGUGGGGUUAGCAGAGAGCUGACCUGAAGAUCAUUCUCAUGGCCGUAGAUCAGGGAUGGAGAACCCACGGCCCUCCAGAUGGUCCUGGAUUCCAGCCCCAGCCAAUGUGGCCAGUGGCCAAGCAUGAUGGGAAUUGUAGUCCAGGAACAUCUGGAAGGCCAAAGAUUCCCCAACCCUGUUGUAGAUGGUGACGUAUCAAUUGGACACUAUUUCAAUUAUUGGCUGGUUCAUACAGACAUGCACAUUGCUCAGCAGUGCCUCCUUGCUUGAUGGCUUGUACCUAAAUGUGUGAACUGCCUGAAGUACUGAGUUUGAAAAAUCUGGCCCCCUCCCCUUUCGGAAACUGAGGCGCCAUAUGCUAAUUGGUGCUAAAAUUUGGAAAGCUCUGCUUUCGAUCUUGGUGACUGUUUAAUUGUGCAAAUCAUCAAUUGUUUUUUCAGUCCUCACUGGCUGCUCCUCCUAACAGCUAGUAUUCAGUGGCAUACUGGCUUUGCAACUAGAGGCGCCAUUGACAGUCUUAUCCUCCAUGAAUUUCUUUAAUCCAGGCUGGAGGGCCAAAACAACAGGCUGCCGAAGGCUGAUCUAAUCCUUCCAAGUCCAGCACAGUCCAUGUGUAAAUGCCCUGUGAUUUGGUAUUUCUAAGAAUAUCCAACGCCUCCACCACAAGGAUGGCUUCAGUUGUCUUAUUUAGAACAUACUGUUCAAGCAACAAAAAGAACCCAGAUUUGCAUAUAUUGCUUUACUUGAAAUAUAUGCUGCUUUUCAACCUGACAGUGUGUCCAAGAUGGGUGAGAAUGAAAGAAAACGGACACACAGCAAGAUGAACAGAUUUUGGGAGGCUGGUGAAGACACGUGGGAGGAAUGCAGAUAUAAAAUGCCCACUUCCAAGUGCUCAGAUAUUAAUGGUGCUGCUUUAGCUGCUACAAUUGCUGUUCUUUAAAGGCUUUGCAAUGAUUUGGGGGCAGGGUGUGAUGGGAUGUAAAACAAACUUCUAGAAGUCAUGAAAUGUAGCUUUUAUAGCAAUAUGGAAUUCCCUAGUACUGCUCUCUAUAUUCAGAGUUGAAUUUGAUUAUUAUUUUUUGCAAGGUAAGUGCCCUGAUGGCUAGUUUUACAGCACAGUUCUAUGCAAGCCUAUUCAUGACUAAGCCCCAUUAAAUUUAGCAGCACGUGCUUCCAUGGAAAUGUGUGCAGCUUUGCAGCCUUAGAAGCCAGUUUCCAGAGAUGCCUCCUGCUAUACAGUGUUUUGCUGGUCUUGGCAUGAUUGCCAGUAUAGCUUUGCAGUCUAAUUGCCAACUGAUCCUUCCUUCCAAAUCUUUCUCUUCCCUUGUGCCAGAGGACACACUGAUGUUCUGGAAAGGAAUCGCUGAUGUGGGGUUAAUGGAAGAAGUUGUCUGCAACAUUCAGAAGGAGAUAGAAGAGGUGCUGAGAGGUGUUCAGCAGAGGCUUGGCCAGUCACCCUUCCAGGUUACCGGUGGGUAGGAGGUCAGCAGUCUCCAUGUCAAUAUGAAAUGACUACCAGUAGGAUAGACUUUCAUGCUCUUUUUAUCUUUGUGACGUGUAGCUGUGCACUGUAUUUAAUAAGUCAUUUUAUAAUCCUCCCUUCAGUAACAGGACUCCCAGGGCAGUGUAUGGUUUGAAACUUAUGAAUUUUCUAAAAUAAAUAAAAGUAGCCCCCCAAAUGAGUUUUAUUCACUCACAGUACAUUCAUUCUAGUCACACCCAUUCAUUUCAGUAGGUCUGUUCUGAGUAUGAUUAACAUUCCGUACAACCCUUGAAAAUUGCAGAAGCCACAGCAAAACUCACUAAAAUCCAGAAUGGCUGUAAAACAAUACUAAUGUUGCGAUCCCAUAAACCCCCCUAGUGGGGAACUGAAUGGGGCUUAGUUCUCGGCAGACAUGCAUAGUACUGUGUUGUUACCAGCCAUAAAACAUAUUGGAAUGGCCAAGCAAAUAAAAGUAAAUAUAGUCUUCACCUUAUGCCCAAAACACAUCAACAUCAAUGCCAAGCGAGCUUGUCUGGGAAGUGCCAUGACCAGGUAUUGACUACUUGGGGUGCGGAAAAUAAUUACUUUAGAAUAUUUAUAUUCUUCUUUUCAACAAAAAAAGUUAUCUCAAGUGGUUUCCAUAGUAAAACAGGGUAACAAGCAAACACAUUCUGUUUCCUAAAUCAUUUUCCCCCUAUAGCUACUAGAAUACUCUAUGCAGUUCAUAAGAGUCUUGUAGGCGGAAUCGGGAAGGUGGGCAUAAGCAGCUCUUGGCUUUCAGACCUCUUGGUGAAGGCCAUUGGAGGUUUGGGGGUCAGUGAUGUAAAAGUCCUCUCUCUGUCCUUCUAGUUGCUGUGGUUGCCUUUUCAGGGCUACAUUAGCCAUAAGAGAAAAGUCUCCAGUACAAUACAGUAAUCAGUUGGCUUGAUGGAUUAUUGUGUUUUAUCCUACUGUUCCAUAAGGGAGCUCAGGGUGGCAUACAUGUUUCUCCUGCUUCUGUUUUAUCCUUGCAAAGAGCUAGGUUAGACACACACAGAAAGAGAACGCGCAUGCUAAAUGUAACUGAUUUCUUUGUCGCUAACACACAGUAUGCGAACCAGCAUGCAUAAAAAUGUAACAUGGGGAUUUGCUUUGAGAUGCCUGGGUUUUGUUUUGUUUAUUAUUAUUUUAAUUAAAACGAUUUCUUUCCCCAGUGAAACUUCCACAGCAGUUUACAUAAUAGCAAUAAAGUCAAUUCAACCAGUCCCUGCCCAUGGGUAUACAUAACACAAAAGGAAAAAGAGAUGAGGAGGGAAGAGAAAACAAGCUCUAAUUCAAUAAUAGUUCUUACAAUGACCAAAUGAAACAGAACAGGAGCUUUUCUGUGCCAACUGAUCAUUAUAAGGGUACUGUGCAGGAUUUUCUUUUAUAGGUUGCAGUUCUAAACCAAGGAACACAGUGGGAGCUACUUCUGAGUAAACCUAUACAGUGGUACCUUGGUUCUCAAACUCAAUCCGCUCUGGAAGUCUGUUUGACUUCAAAAAGGUUUGGCUGAUUGAUUGGCCCUGGAAACAAUGCCGACAGCCAAAACAGACUCAGCUUCUGAAAAACGUUCGCAAACCAGAACACUUACUUCUGGGUUUAUGGCGUUUGAGAGCCGAAUUUUUUGUCAACUAAGCCAUUCGGGAACCAAGGUUCCACUGUUAUCAGAUUGUGCUGUAAAUGGGCCAGAUGUGGAUGGGAUGCAUGGAUGGUUGAAAUAGCUCUGGCUUGCAUUUGCAUAAGGAUGCCACUGACUUGCAGUCAAACAACAGUGGGAUAUACGAUUGCCCUCGUAUCCCUUUUGUGGGCUUCCCAUAGUCAUCUGGCUGGCCACUGUGGAAAACAAAUUGCUAGAGUAGAUAGGCCUUUAGUUGAUUCAGCAGGACUCUUCUGACGCUCUUGAGGAGACUUCUGGCCUAAUCCUCAAAGGCCUAGUUUCUGCUUUUAAUCAAACAUCCAAGGAUCUCACUGCCAAUGUUAAAUGCCAGCAGAGAUGCUUCGACAUCCCAAAACAACAGUUAUCCAUGUGCGGUUCUUGAGAGAGGAACUGUCAAGAGGAACAUUUCAUGGCUUUUGAUUUUGAUUUACUUCUGACCCAUUGCACUGUAUUAAUUUAUUAAUAUUCAAAAUGAAGAUGAUGUAAACUACCCAUACAUAAGAUGAUGUAAACUACUUCAUUCAAGAUCACUUGUGUUAGCUGCAUUAGGUAAUGCAGUACUGGCGAAGAGGUUCAAGCUCUUUGUGAUGAGGUGCUCUCUCUCUUUCUGUCUGGAUGUUGGAUUCCGUUUAGAAAACUAGACAAUAACCCAUGGAAGUUUUUCUGUAGAUGCUGCUGUCCUAAAUAAUGUUGCUCACACUUUUGGCCUGAUGGACACUGUCAAGAGAGUGCUGGACAACAGGAAGAGUCAAACGGAGCAGGGAGAAGAACAGGUUCUUUAUACUCUGGCAGGUAUGUUAAUGACUGGGAGCACAUUUCUUGGGAUGUUCUAAAUCUAUCAUCUCACUGUGCAAUAAAUGUGCUUUUGUUGUUCAUUUCGCCUCACAGCCUAGUCAACCUUUCUCAAGACUGCCCUUCUUCUGCUAAAGUAUUCGGAUUCCCGGAUUCCGUUGCUGCCGCCAAUGUUCUCCAAUGCCUGUAUCAUUUUGUAAACUUGGUUUUUUUCCUUUUCAAAUAUUCUGUGAGGACAGUGUGCUUCCCUGCUAUACAAUUUUGGCCCAGGAGUGCUAUUUUUAGCCUUGUCAUUUUUAAAAAACAACAACAACUUGCAUUUGCAAGACAGCCCUCUCCUUUCUUCUUGAAGCAAUGCCCCAGUAGUCGUUGUAGUGGUAGAAGUAGCCCCCGCUACAGUAAGGUAUGGAGCAAGGCUGUAGCCUUUUACAGGAAGAGCCGUAUCUUAGUGGUAGAACACAUGCUCUGCAUGCAAAAAAAAUGUCCAAGUUCAAUCUUUGGCAGCUUCGGUAAAUGCUCAGGUAGCAGGUGUUGGGAAAGUCACAAUGGACAAUACUGAGUCAAAUGAACCAACUUUGUAUAGGGCAGUUCCGUAGGUCCAGAAGUACCCAGGAUUUAGGCUUCCUACAGUAGGAGGUCCUGGCAGUGAAUUGGCUCAAAAUAGUCAACAUCUAUUGCCAUUCUGAGUCACUGCCUUUCUUACUAUAUUUCCAACAAUCAUUUUUUAAAAAAUGCAAAUAGCAGUCAUGGGAGAUGCUGAGCAGGGUCUGGAUUGUGGGGAGUUUUUAAACAUUUUCCCUUUUAUGGUUACUAUCUAUCAUCUAUCUAUCUUACCUGCUCUUUGCAUUUGGAAGAAAGUUCCCUUUGAUGCCAAUGGUGGCUUCCCUUGCUAUUUAAAUAGAAGUUAGAGGACUUUUGUUGUUACUGUGACUCCCUUUCCUUGGUCCCUAAAGUCCUGACACAGUAACACCCACGCACAGAGAGGAUAAUAUGGGUAGGGUGUUUCCAGCUAUCCCACCCCUUGCCUUCAGAAGUUUACAAGCCUGUUCUAGGAGAGAGAUUGUGAGCAACAUCAUAGGAGGAGCUUUUCUCAGACCAAGCUCACUUAUUAUUUUGGCUUUUGGAUGUUAUUAAUAUACUUUUGCUAUAUUUACAAUGCUAAAAUGUUGGUGGUGGUUGUAUGUUGUUAUAUUUGAUUGUCUUGUUGUUGUAUCAUGUUAUUAAAAUAUUGUUCCUGUAUGGUUUGAUUUUGAAAUGCAUUCCUGUUUUCUUUGUCAUGAGCUAAUUUGGGCAUGGUUUCUUUCCUUCUUCUUCUUUUUUUUUUUGUAGAAAAGCAACAUACACAAUUGCAAACAAAAGAGUACUGGCAUUCUUAAAAUGUGCAUUUUAAUUGCAUUCAUACCUAGAUUUUCCAUAAGUUAAAGCACCGUUUUUCUACCUAAUACCAAUGAUUAUGUUUUGGCAUGUGUGCAUAUGUGUGUUCCACUUCCUUUGAUAACUAUUGUGUACAGUGACUUUUUAAAUUUAAGAUUAUUGGUAGGGUUAGUAUUAGCUGUGUAUGGAUUUCCAUUUCUUGCCAGAAGGUAUGAAUUGCAUACCAAUGCUCUGGAUUUCUGUACACAAGUAUGAUAGCCUCUUCCCACAGUUUUCUAAUGUUUGAGGACACUUUUGAUGGUUUAAAUACAUGUUGUAGGCUUGAAUAUUUAACACAUGAUGCAUCUUUCAUUCGAAUAGCUUGUUGCCUGCCCUCCAUAGCUUUGCUCUUGGGAGGUUAGUAUUUAGGGAGGGAGAUUCUUGGCUGUCAUUUCCCCCCUUCCACCCCCUUCCCAUUUUUGUUCCCUGAAAGAAUUGGAUUUGUCUGCAGAGACAAUCUGUUCCGCCCACCUUUCCAUCCUUUUGAUGGGGAGCAGCAGAAGUGGCUGAAAACUCUUUCCCUGCCAAGAAGCUGCUUUGCUACUCUUGCGAAAAUAAUCUGUUUUUCUCACUCCCCCCCUCCCUUUUGGCGCUUUGAGGAGCCCCUGUAUUCUUGGCAGCUUCUCAAAGGUUUCUCCCGCUUGACUGUGUAACUUAAUUUUUCCUUGCAGACCUGGACCGCCAGCUGGAGGAGCAGAAGAAGUUUGCCAGGGAUCAGAAGCUAAAGUCCCAGACUGUUCAGAACGUGGUCCUCAUGCCUGUCAGCACUCCCAAGCCGCCUAAGAGGCCCCGGCUGCAGCGUCCAGCCUCGGCCACCGUCCUGAGCCCUUCCGCCCCCAUCCAGCAGCCUCAGUUCACAGUGAUUUCGCCCAUCACCAUUGCACCCAUGGGGCAGCAGUUCUCUGUGAGCAACAUUCCAAUGGCAACCAUCAGCCAGGGCUCCAGCCCAGUGACUGUCCAUACUUUGCCGCCAGGCUCACAGUUGUUCCGCUACGCCACAAUGGUCUCUUCCUCCAAGACCAGCUCCUCCGACACGGUGACCCUUCACCCGUCUUCCAGCUUGGCCCUGCUGAGUUCAGCUGCCAUGCAGGACAGCAGCACCCUUGCCAAUGUGGCCACCGUGGUGAAUCCUGUGGAACUGGUGGCCAUGGAGUCUGGCCUGACCUCUACCCUCCAGGCUGUCGAGGGCACUUCAGACGAGGGACAGACCAUCAUAGAAAUAGACCCAGCACCUGAUCCGGAAGCUGAGUCAGAGGAAUCCGGGGCUAAAGCUGUGAUUCUGGGAACAGAACUGAGGACUGAGGAGAAGGUGGUGGCUGAGGUGGAUGAGCACCAGCAUCAGGUCCACAACGUAGAGAUUGUGGUCUUGGAGGACUAGCCAAGAAGCCAGAUUGUAAUGUUGCUUUGGGGUUCAUCAAUUGAUUGUUUAUUUGUUUUGCCUCCCUUUUUUCUUUUUCUUUUUUACAGCCUUUCAGGUAAGUUCCCAUAGGAUAUUAAAGGAUAACAAAGAUUUUCACAUGGGAGAGAGCAGCGUCCAUUUUUACUGAAGGGGGAAGGGAAAGGAAACUUAUUAUCCUGCCUAAUCCUAAGCACUCCCACAGAAGGGAAACAAGCCCCUGCUGUUACCGAGAUCGCACAGCAUGUGAUUACAGCCCAUAGACCCAGUUUUGAAAAAGACACUUUGUCUACACCUUGUUUACACCUCAAUUGUUUUGUCUUAGAAAUUAAUGAAGCCGGGUACCCGAAAUGCAUCUGACUAGUGGAUGAGAGUGAUUGUGGGGAAAUGGGAUCCUUACUUAUUCCUCAGCUCUCGACCACCGUAAGAAAUGACAUUCUGUGUUACCUUAUUUUGAUUUUUGCAGAGAGGGGGAGAAAAAGAAAUUGCAACCCCCCACCGCAUCCCGAUUUGAGAGACCACAGUCCCCUUCACUCAGAUGCUGAUGUUUUUUGUUUUUUGUUUAAUUGUCUUCUGCAGCAGCUCACACCCUUGAACUGUUUUUGUGGCUCCUAGAACUGGAUUCUCAGCUCUCCCUUUUCAAACCUUCCCUGGUGGUUUUUAUUUUCAAUAGGUGCAGUUACGAGACUUUCAAGAAUUGCUUAAACCUUGCACGCACACGCACACAUACACACAAAUCAGACAUAGCUCCCAAGCACCACCUGCCCUUUUGAGUAUUGGAUUGUCGUCCUGGAUGUAUCAAAUGUGGGUUGUGCUGUUGCUGUGGGCUCAGCAGGCCAAGUAUACCUGCUGCCUACUCUGCAUGCUGGGAACCAUACCAAGCUUACUAGAUAAAUAUAUAUAUAUAUAUACGUGUGUGUGUGUGUGUGUGUGUGUGUGUGUGUGUGUGUGUAUGCAUGUUUGGUGUUCCUAACACUUUGAGAAAUAGGUCAACAGAAUUCUAGCCUGGCACAUCACUUCAGCAAUGUGACUGCCUGGUCUCUCUCUCUCUCUCUCUCUCCCUCCCUCCCUCUCUCUUGUUUCCUUAAGGAAAGGGGAAGGAGUGAAAAGGGAUUUUUUUUCUCCUUCCCACUUGGUUCAUUUCUCAAAAAUUGGAAAAGUGAGAAGACUUUGGGGGAAUCUGUUCGACAGAAAUUUCUAAAGCCGGCAGUAAGAAUACAAUACUUUGGGGCAUGGGUGGAGUGCCAUUUGUUUUUUUGUUUGUUCAUUUUUUGCAUUAAAAAUUAAAACAGAAAACAAA